Messenger RNA from Gymnodraco acuticeps, 2342 nucleotides. It is a transcript of the gene mturn, whose product is annotated as maturin, neural progenitor differentiation regulator homolog (Xenopus). The transcript is spliced from 3 exons. Lineage: Eukaryota; Metazoa; Chordata; Actinopteri; Perciformes; Bathydraconidae. Gene Ontology annotation, biological process: regulation of signaling; positive regulation of megakaryocyte differentiation. Gene Ontology annotation, cellular component: cytoplasm. Bases 384 to 773 code for a protein of 129 amino acids. The record is from RefSeq and is a predicted model, not a curated record.
AGUCAGUGAGUGUUGGCAGCCUCGCCUCGCUUAUGGACGGCUGCCCGGCUCCACUGUUCGUCAUCGCGUUUUUUCCAGCGUCCUCCUGCGUAUGCAUGUAUGCGACCGACGGGCUGACUUCAUAACGUGGGGAGAUGAAGAGAGGAAUGGGGCAGUGAGAUCGGAUGUGCACCAGAACUCGGUAGGCUAUAAAUUGCACCAUCAGUGUUAUUAUUAUCUUCACACCCGGGCCAUGCAGACAGUGCGUAAAGAGGCGAUGCGGUAGGUAGUGCAGGCUGCUGCUGAUGCUGCUCUCCGAUCAGCUGUUAUUUUUGUCUUGAGCAUCAUCGCCGUGAAAGAUCGAGAUCAAGGGACACCACCACCGCAGAACCGGAUAACAGAGGAUGGAGUUCAAGCAUCUGGUGGAGGCGGCGGAGAAGUGGUGCUCCGGUAACCCUUUCGACCUCAUAUUCGCCGAGGAGGACGACGAGAGGCGGCUGGACUUUUACGCAGAGCCCGGCGUCUCCUUCUACGUGCUGUGUCCCGGAGGCAACGACAGUUUCCACGUGUGGAGUGAGAGUGAGGACUGCCUUCCCUUCCUACAGUUGGCCCAGGACUACAUCUCCUCCUGCGGGAAGAAGACUCUGCUGGAGGUGCUGGAGAAAGUCUUCACGUCCUUCAGGCCUCUGCUGGGUCUGCCAGACAUAGAGGACGACAGUUUUGAGCACUACCACGCUGACAUGGAGGGGGAACCGGGGCCGGACCACCAGCAGAUGGGGGUCAGCCAGCAGUGAUGAAACCCCGAGACGAGGCCUGCAGCUGGGUCAGAGCUGCUCCGAAGCUCUGGGCCUCAACUCAUCAGCCCAAAACACUUACACUCUAAUCCAAACACACACAUACUGACGGCCAACUUGCUAAAAAUGCACCACCAUGUUCUUGAAUGUCAGUGGCUUUGCUUUCCAAAGAGUGCACUCUGUUGCACUAUAUUGACCCCCCCCCAAACACACACACACACACACACACACACACACACACACACACACACAUUGGGGCUACGUGAGCAGUAGCCACGUACAAUGCAAGUUGUAUCAUAAAUCAUGAUCAUUCACCAUCUGGUUAGUUAAAGUUCUUUAUUCAAUAUUACAUCAGCCUCAGCUGGGUUUGUUAUGCAGAAAAACAGAAAGAUGUUACCGCAAUACACACACACACAUACACACACACACACACACACACACACACACACACACACACACACACACACACACACACACUUCCCCCGUGACUUUGGAGAUGAAUGUGACCGAUAACCUACUUUCUCUGCCAGUCUGUUGACACAGAGGAUACACGAGAGCUAGCUGAAAAAACGAACGGGCGAAAAACUGACAGUUUGUGGCUACGUGAGGCAACUGCAGUGACGCAGAUUUAGAGAAAGAAAAUAAUAAAAAAAGAGGGGGAGAGGAGGAAGGAGGGGAAGUUUUACACUUCAAACAAGACGACACUGAGAAAACUGAAAAGUUGACUUAAAUUAAAUGUGUUCUGUCAACAGAUCUCACAUAACUGCGUUGACCUAAUACAUUUAAGGCAACGUUUCCUUUUUUUCAGUGAACUUAGGGAUGUAUAGCUGUGAUGUAGAUUCAGAUGGGGCAGCUCUAAAACUAGUUUUAAAUACAUGGUUAAAAUUGUCGCAUAGAUUACAGUAAAAAAAAGCAUUUUUACACCAUGUGGAAAUCAAAGUGUGCGGCUUGACAGUAGCAUGGAUAAUUUCUUGAGGUUUCUUAAUGUUUCAAAGGCAGUGCACCUCAAAGAGUCACGUAAUGAGGACGUUUUUAAUCAAUGUUACUAUCAUAUGACCAUCACAACAAAGGCCCAUGCUGCAGCUUAAGCCCUUCCCCGGGCUCAUUGUCACAUGACACCCUUAUGUCCUGUAGUCUUCCUGCUUGUUCACAGUGUGCCCUUCUUUCUUAGCACAGUUAUAAUGACUUCCCAAAUCUAGCCACAAUUUUGUUUUGGCGUGUGUUGUUUUUGAAUUUAUCGGCUCCUUUUACAAGGUUUUCUCUUAAAGCAUAAAGUGCACACCUAAUUCCCUAAAUGAUAUCACAUGGGGGGAGAUAAUAUUUGUUGCCUGCCACCUUCUGCCUGCCCUGUUAUCUCUUAUCUCAGUGUGUUGUUGUAUGUCACAUCCAGCGCAACGCUUCCUCGCCUUUCAAGCACACAUGCAAGACUGUUUUCAGAGAUUCAUCUUUAGCCUGUUUUCUUUGGCUUGUAAAUGUUGUCCUUUUUUAUUUGAAUGUGUCACCAUGCAGUGCAUAUUUUGUUUGUCCUCCGAUGUAUGUGGAAUUGUUCAAUAAACCGUGUGAACAGAG